This is a messenger RNA of Chelonoidis abingdonii (Abingdon island giant tortoise), 1419 nucleotides long. RefSeq names its product HLA class II histocompatibility antigen, DR beta 4 chain-like. Gene Ontology annotation, biological process: antigen processing and presentation; immune response. Lineage: Eukaryota; Metazoa; Chordata; Testudines; Testudinidae. Gene Ontology annotation, cellular component: membrane; MHC class II protein complex. The record is from RefSeq and is a predicted model, not a curated record.
GUGACAGUAUUGUUAGCUUUGAUCUCCCCAUCAACUUUCCCCCUCUUGAACAACAAUGGCCCCCGGAGGGAUCCCUGGGGUUGCCAGGAACUGCUGGGCUGGGGCUCUAAUAGUGGCGAUAGCACUGAGAACUCACAGAGCUCAUUGCACAGACCCUCCAGAGCAUUUCCUGCUGCAGGAGAAGUCUGAGUGUCACUACACCAAUGGCAUGCAGCAGGUGAGGUAUCUGAAAAGACUAAUCUGGGGCCAGCAGGAGAUCUGUUACUAUGACAGUGACUUGGGCUUCUCGGUGGCCUGCACAGAACUGGGUCGCCCAAUCGCGGAGUAUUGGAACCGGCUGGAGUGGCUGAGCUACUUGUGGGCUUCAGUGGAGAAGUUCUGCAGUUAUAACUACAGGAGAUUUAAGAACAUCACUGUGGGUAGGCGAGUUAAGCCCAGAGUGAAAAUUUCUACCCUGAAAGCAGAGUCUUCCCACCGCCCCAGCUUGCUGGUUUGCUCUGCAACAGGGUUUUAUCCUUCUGAGAUAGCGACCAAGUGGUUCAAAAAUGGGCAGGAGGAGACAGCUGGAGUUGUAUCCAGGGAGCUGCUACAUAAUGGAGACUGGACCUUCCAGACCCAGGUGAUGCUGGAAACAAAACCAAAGAGGGGAGAUAUCUACACCUGCCAAGUGGAGCACGUCAGCCUGCAAACGCCCAUCACCAUGCAGUGGGUGGCACAGCCUGACUCUGCCAAGAGCAAGAUGUUCAUUGGAAUUGGGGGCUUCGUAGUGGGGUUGAUCUUCAUGGUGCUGGGACUUCUUGUCUACCAGAAGAAUAAGAAAGGGUACCCGUGCUUGGACACUGCAGACUCUCAGGCUGCUGGGAGUGACAGGGGCAGCGCUACAGACUUACUGCUCUGUGCCUAAAUCCUUCCAAGUUCUGCGAAGGGCCAUCUCUAAAUCUUCCCUUAACUCUCUGCAUUCACGCAUGUGCUAUUACUCUCUCCCUUCCCCUCGCUAGCUGUUCUUCAUGUAUUCUUGCUCAGGUCAAUACUGUGCUGCCUCUGGCAGAGAGAAUCAUCACUUUUCCUCAAUCCUAGCAGGUUCCCUUCCUGCCAACUUUUCCUGCUGCCCCGCCCCAGAUUUAACUGCUCUGCAGUUAAAGAACCGAAGUCUUGCAGAUCUGAGAUUGUCCCCCAGGGGCUGAUUUCAUGCAAGCUGUUGACUUGGGGACUCUCCAGUGGAAGGGGAGGGAAGGAUCCAGCUGUCAUAUGGAGCUGAGGAUGGAUGUCCAGCUCCUCCAAGUGCACCACAUACCCAGACAGAAAAGAGGGGAAUAAAUAAUAAUGUUUCUAACUAAUGCUUUGCACUUCGAGAAAUUUUAUCUAAAGGUCUGAAAGGAUUUUAAUAACUGAGUUAAUUAAAAGUUCUAAUUCACCUGG